CUCACCAGGGCGUAACUGUUGUCUUCUUUUUUUUAAUGUGAAUACUGGUUCUGUUAUGUUCUGUUGUUUUGCACAAUACCGCAGGCAUUGCCACUUUCAUUUCACUGUACAUCUUAUAUGUGUAUGUGACAAAUAAAGUUGACUUCACUUGACUCCCUCCCUCCUCUCUCUCUCUCUCUCUCAUUGAAGGAGAAUCUUUCCACCUUUUGAAGGAGCAUCUGCAUGAAGUAGGGUCCCCGACUUGAAAUGCUGUUUGCCGAUUCCCUUCAACAGACGCUGCCCGGCCUGCUGAAUCCCUGCAAAUGUAUGGGUUUUGCUAUACAUUCCAGCAACUACAGUCUCUAGUGUCUCCCUCCUAUUGCCUUUAUCUCCUGCAUGAAGAAUAUUGCAUUCAUAAUUACCUGCUGUACCAACAUUUUGCAAGGCAUGGACAGCCAAAUGCCAGGCCCCUCGGCAUGUCAGAGCUCUGCAAACUCCAACCGUUCAUAUACUAUACUUCUUUUAUAUGUUUCUACCAAAUUGCCAAUUUCACAUUUGGCUACAUUGUGCACCAUCUCUAAAAUAGCAGUCCAUUUGCUGAACUUUUUUUUAUCCCAUUGUAGGCUCCUUACUUCCUCCUCAAAAUUUAGCAAGCAACUCCGCUUCCUAUCUUAGUGUUGCCAACAAAUUUAACAGCCAUACAUCCAUCCAUACCCUUUAUAUGGAUUGUAAAAUGCAGAGGCUCCAAUACUGAUUCCUCUGGCAUAUCAUUUGUCACAUCUUGCCGACCAAAAAAAAAGAACUACACUCCGUUUCCUGUUGACUGGGCAAUAUUCUAAUCACAGCAAUCAGUUGCUUCCUACACAAUGAGUUUUGAUUUUCUGUGAUGACUUUUGUCAGAGCACCUUAUUAAAUGCCUGAAAAUCAGAGUACACCCACGCACUUGUUCCUCUUUAUCCACAGCACAGGGUUAGGACAGUUACUGCACAGGACCAGAUUGAUGGGCCGAAUGGCCCUUAUUUAAUUAUACCAUAACCUUGGUUCCAAAGGACUGAUCACAGCAUUAUUGUUCUUGAUGAAUGGAGCGGAACUUACUAUGUCAGAAAACAAAAGAUCCCAUUAUGAAUGUGAAAACUAGUGCGACAUUCGCUGAAAAAUAAAGUAUGGGAACAUAUUUGUUAAAUUAAUCAGUUAGGAAACCAAAGAUUGGGAUAAAUUAAUUUAAAUUCCCCUCUGGUAACUGGGCAAACUAAACUCAGGUAACAGUAUAUCUAGAAUAAAAAGAUACUAUCAACAACAGACAACAUAUGUGAACAUCUAAACAAUUUACUAAUUUGGGAAAGGAAAUCUACUCUCCAUUUCUGAUGUAGUUCAUACAGAUCUUUAGAAGUAUAUGAGAUGGAGAAAGAUAAAUGUUUUAAAGUUUGGAAAUCAAGAGUGCUUUAUUGUCAUAUGUCCCAAAACAAUGGAAUUCUUACUUGCAGCAGCACAACAGGUAUUGAGGGGAUUGGGGAACUGGUGCAGAAGCUGCAUUCAGUAGCUGGGGAUGAGUACAACAACCGGCUCAUUCAGCAUCUGUGGAAGUAAGUGAAUGGACAAAAUUUUGGGUCGGGUUUCUUCUUCAGAGUGACCUGCUGAGUUCCUCCAACAGUUAGUCAUAGACUCAUACAGCAUGGAAACAGGCCCUUCGACCCAACUUGCCCAUGCUGACCAACAUGCCCCAUCUACACUAGUUUCACCUGCCUGCAUUUGGCCCAUAUUCCUCUAAACCUGUCUUAUCCAUGUACCUCUCUGAAUGUUUCUUAAACGUUGCAAUAGUACUUGUCUCAACUACCUCCUUUAGCAGCUUGUUCCAUACACCCACCACCCUUUGUGUAAAAAAAGUUAACCAUCAGAUUCCUAUUAAAUCUUCCUCCCCCUCAUCCAAAAGCUCUGGUUCUCGAUUCCUCUACUCUGGGCAAGACAGCACAUUGUUCCGUUGUUUUCUACUCUAGAUUCCAUCAUCUUGUGUCUCUAAAUAUAAAACUGGUUUGUUUUCUCUUUCCCAGAUCUGACGUAGGGCUUGGACCCCCAAAUACAUUAACUAUUUCUCUUUCAGAGAUAACACCUGAAUGUUUUCACCAUUUAUUUCAUAUUGGCAGCGCAUGUAGUCUUGUGAUUUUCAUUCACCCGGGGAAUAGAUUUUAUUAUUGGGGUUUUAUGAAAUGGAUCAGAAUGAAAAAAAACAAAACUUUUUUUUCCCUCAGACUAUUACCAUCAUGGAACAGGAGGAGGCGUACAGAUCCAGGAAAACCCCCCAACAUGCCUCUCAGUAAAUCCCCCUUUGUACUCACGUCGGAGCCCCUGUAAUUAAAUUCAUAGCCCAACCACACUUGGUGGGGCCGUAAGGUGCCUCGUUUCAUAAGUAUUGAUGCAAAUACACUUGCAACUUUGCACAGAGGACCACCGAAACCUUAAAAAAGCUGGAGCGCGCUACUGGAGAUAGUCUGUACAUCUGAUUUCUUGUAAAAGGAGGGUCUUGGAGGAAAUACCGCCCUUCCCCUCGGCCCAUUGGCUUUACUGUGCGAAACUCUAAGAGCUGUUUGGUGUGUUCCAAUGUCAGUCACGGGAGAGACACUCCUUCCACUGAGUAAACAAACCCACCAACACCGCCUUAAACCCCUGAUAAAAACGGCAUUGUUUGCAAAGUAUUUUUGAUCGGGCAAUUAAAGGACAUUUCAUUAACUAUACGCACGGAGGCGGAAGAGAAACAAUAUAACACUUAGGUGACUGAUACCUGGCACACAGCUACUGAGGCGCGAUGCAGGGGAUCGGGAUGGUCGAUAAAAACAGCAGCGGAAUGCGGCGCCUUAAGCAGUGGCUAAUCGAUCAGAUCGACAGCGACCAAUACCCGGGGUUGGUCUGGGAUGAUGAUCAGAGAAUCACCUUUCGGAUUCCCUGGAAACACGCCGGGAAGCAGGACUAUAACCAAGAGGUUGACGCGUCCAUAUUCAAAGCAUGGGCCGUCUUCAAAGGAAAGUACAAAGAAGGUGAGAAGGCUGAACCUGCCACGUGGAAGACGAGGCUUCGCUGUGCACUCAAUAAAAGCCCAGACUUCGAAGAGGUGACAGACCGUUCGCAACUCGACAUUUCAGAACCGUACAAAGUUUACCGUAUAGUUCCCGAAGGACAGCAGAAAUGUAAAUUCGGCAAUCUGUCCAACGAACAAGGUGAUAUCACUGAUAUGGAUUGUAGCCCACCUGGCUCAGAUGAACUCAUGAAGGAGGUUAUUGCAGAUUAUAAUGGUAUAAUAAAGAGAAGUCAUUCUCCUCCGGAAGAGGACUGUACAAAUCAACCACAAAUAGAUUGGUGGGGCCGACAAAACAUCGAAGACUCUUCCAUGUUAUAUUACGGCAAUAACUAUGCGCCCAUGCAACCCAAUUCAGGUUUUUGCCAAAUGAUGGCCACCUUUUAUUACGGUGGAAUUCCGAUGUCCCGGAUUCCUAUUCGGCGGUCCGACGGGUGUAGGAUCACCGUACGUCACGCCCCCAUCACCAGCGAGGGGCUGGAGAGCAUGGAGCAGGUUCUGUUCCCACCAACGAACAAGAUAGCGAAUCCUCGGCAGCAGCAGGUUACCAACAAACUCUUGACCCACCUGGAGCGCGGGGUGCUGCUACUGAGCAACAACGAGGGCAUCUACAUCAAAAGGCUCUGCCAGGGCAGGGUAUUCUGGAGUGGACCCUGCGCACCUUAUGCCGAUCGGCCGAACAAGCUGGAAAGAGAUGCGAUUGUAAAGCUCUUUGACACAAAGCAAUUUCUUCAAGCCUUGCAACUAUACACAGAGAACCCACAGUGCAUUCCACCGAAUAACAAAGUGAUUAUAUGCUUUGGAGAAGAGUUUCCUGACAUGAAACCCAUGAACAAAAAACUAAUUAUAGUGGAGAUUGAGCAAAUGAAAAGCAAACAGAUUCUGCAAGCAGUUCUUCAGGCAAAGAAUUACGAAAACAUUAACCUUCAGAUUUCCACUGAAUCCGCUGAAGAAAAACUGAUUCUUCACGAACUUUGCAUGAACAGUUACGGCUAUCCAAGACCUGCCUUCAGUGAAAACCAGCAAAUAAGCUGAAAAAGAAAAACUCUCUCUGCAUCAGUGACCUUAGAGACCUGUGUAAGUUGGUAGCAUUAAAGGGAAAGUGCUCGUUGCUGGUUUCCAAUAGCAUUGUUAAGGUACUUAAUCUUUAAUCAUUUUUGUUGCAGUUAUUUUUUUUUGUAACAAUACUUCAUUUUUAUAAAAUAUAUUUUAUACAAGGUUUAUUUUUUACUGUGAAAAACAACUCAAAGGAAUUUAUACAAAAAUAUAGGUUUUGAAUGUAUACCAUUCAUUGCUGUCAGGGCAUUUAUUGUAAAAUAAAUAUUUAUUAUAUAGAGAAUGAUGAGGAAGUUAAACAAUAUUUUCAAUGGAUCAAAAAUAAGUUUAUCAGUUGCAACUUUGUAUAAUUGCUGUACAAUUUUAUUUGUUAUGGAUUUGGAUUUAACAAAAAAAAUCUCCAGCUAUUUGCUCAAAAGCAGGCAUAGGUUGCAUUUCAGGUUGUGUUGUAGUUUGGAGUUACCUUGCAAAAUAUAAAUGCAGAUGUCAGUUGCGAUAGUGCAAGUGCAGCUAUGGUUGAAUGCACACCGGCAUAAAUAUGCCAAAAUACUUGACCUAGCGAGAGAGCUUUGCAUUUUUAUACCACCUUUCAUGAUCACAGGAUGUUGAAAAUAAUUCUCAAGACAAUUGCAAACUUUUAUUUUAAGAGUGUGGUGAUUGCUGUAAUGGAGGAUAUGUCCUUGCCAAUUUGUGUGCAAUCUUGCACAUGCGCUGAUGGUAUGUUUUGGUGAUCCACCUGGUGAUAACUACCCUGCUCUUGCAAGCUAGCACUGUUAGACAUUUGGAUACCUGAAAAGGGCGACUAGACUUUGAUCUAAAGUCUUAAUCAAAAUGGAACAUCUCUAAGAUGCCGCAACUCCAACAGUGUAGCAUUCCUUUGGUAAUAUGUUGACAUGUCAACCUGUAUUUUUGUGCUCAGAUCUGGGGUGGGGCUUGGUAACCAAUCUCUUUGCUCACCAGUUGGCUUGUUACCAGUAAGAAGUUGAUAUGUGAGAGUAGCCACCUAAGCAGCUAUUGAACUUGGUGCCACCCAUAAUAUCAGACAAAUUUGAGCAGUCAUAAAAUGAGCAAAUUCCAUUUUCCCAGCCAAUAUCACUCUGGUUCUACAUUGGAUGCAAUGUAUUUUGCUCUGAAUCACUGGACGCUGCACUAAUAUAUCAAUAGGAUUAAUAGGCAAAUAGCCAACUCAUCAAAAGCUGCUAAGAAUGACUAUUUCUGCACUGGAAUUUUUUUCUUUUCACACCCACCACAUGCGGGUUUUUUUCAACCUCAUUAAACAUGAACACAAUAAAUCUGCCAUCUCCAUCCUUGCUCCUGAUGGCAAAUGCGGAUAUUCUUAAAAAUAGGUCUAUAUUUUUUCCAAUUAUUGAAAUGAUAUUAAUUGGAUAUCAUCUUCAUCAUUGAUGGAUAUUUUGGGUGGAUUGUAUUUGUGUUCACUCCUGUUUAAUUCUUUAAAAGUGCUGUAAAGUAACUGGUUACUUUGAGAUGAGUGCAAUUUUUUUGCACAGAAUGAAAACCCUCAGAUUAACUCCUCCGUGCCUGAUUUUACCUUUAAUGUUUCUGCUAAAUAAAUGCAGCCAUUUUGGACAUACACAAUGGAGUCUUGUUAAAUUAAGCCAUUUAAUCUCAAUGACAAUCCAUGGUCCACACUAGCCUACUCUCAUAUUUCAUGAGUCCCCCAUUCACAUGAAAACACAAUGUAUUGGUGGGCCAGACAGCAUCCGAGUAGCAGCUUCAGUCUGAAGAGCAAUUGCGAUUUGAAUGGUUGCCUCCUCAUUUUCUCCCUGGAUGCUACCUGACCUGCUAAAUUCAUCCAGCACUCAAGACCCGUGUUUAAUUGUCAUAAGUACCAGCACAAUCAAAAUCUUACUUGCAGCGGUGUACAGACUCAAAAUUGGUAUACACACAGAUAAAUUAUAGUAAUUAAAAUAGAAUAAAUUAAUAACCUUAACAUGAGGUAACCAUAAUAUUUAAUAAACUGAUGCCCAUAGUACAACCAAAGACAGUCUUUGUUGACUAUUUUGCUCUCCUUUAACAAUGAUGUCACUCCAACAUUCUCCUAAAAAGUACCUAGACUUCAGCAGUGUUUACCUAAUAAUCAUUUUCACGAACUUAUCUAUUUAUUCUUGCCAAAAAGAACCUAGACUUCAUCACUCCUAAUUAGGAGCUGAAAUGAUUAAUUGCACUGCUCCAAUUCUUUCCAAUCAUGUCUGCUUAAUCCUGCACAAUGUCUUUGUAUUUUCCACCCUCCCCUUUAAACUCCUCUUUCCCACUCUUUGAAGAAGGGUCCCGACCCAAAACGUCACCUAUCCACUUCCUCCAGAGAUGCUGCCUGACCCACUGAGUUGCUCCAGGACUUUGUUUUCUUUUGCAAACCAGUGUCUGUGGUUACUUAUAUCCCAGUUUAAAAAAAAUCUGUAACCUUUGAACUUCAGUUGCAAAUAGAGACUCUUUCACUUCUAACAAUGGGUUGGAAAAUGACUAAUGGAUCACGCAGAGAGACCCAGAUUCAACUUAAUUGAGUUAGUAAGAAUUUAUUAUUAAAUGUGGCCUUUUGCAUUUAAGGAUGUGGUUUGUGUUCCGUUUAUGAACCAGUGGACUUUUGCUGGAAGUAUGGGGGUAACUGGUGCAUCAGAUUUGCUGUGAUGUCUUCCUCUCCCAUAUUUUACUUCUUCAUCAAAGUUCAAACAUGGACAACAACCAUUUAAUGAAUGAAAUAAGGUGUCUGGUGAACCAUACCUUUGCUUCAACAAAUGAAAGAGCCAAUGGAAGCUCAGAAUUAUUAAAAAGAUAACGUCAUGGGUCUCCAUUUUCCCAUGUGCAUGUUUGUACAAAGCAAGUAGCAUGUACAUUCAUAGGUUAAACAUUUAAUCAAUGGUUAUAAUUCACUUUCCAUUCCUUCUUGGGCAUUAUGUUUCAUUAUAUGUGUAUUAGAAUGUUAAUCAUAACUAUUGAUUAAAUAAAAUCAAAAUGGUGCAGUACUUUGCAAAAUGCAAAUUUUGCACUUAAUCUGUGACCCAUUUGCGCAUGGUUUACAUCUGAAAAUUAGCAUGUUAUUAAAAUGAAUUGUGGAAAGGUGUAUAAUCUUGCUGCCAUUUGCUUGAGAGAGAGGCCAUAUUAUGAGUUGGCCAUGCCUUUAAUUAAAGGUUAGAAACAAAGAACUGCAGAUGCUUGUUUAUACCAAAGUAACUCAGUAACUCAGUGGGUCAGGCAGCAUCGAAGGAGAAAAAGGAUAGGUGACAUUUCGGGUCAUGUUGACCUGAAACGUCACCUGUUCUUUAUUCUACAGAGAUGCAGCCUGACCCACUGAGUUCCUCCAGCAUUUUGUAUCUAUCUUCAAUUCAAGGAGCUUGUUUUACUCUUGAACCUGCUGGUUUAAAAUCUAAUUUUGGAUUAAUAUUCAUCCCUUAGGCAAUUCUUCUGGUAUUUUGCUGACCUCUGCAUUUAUAUAAUUCAUCUCUUGCACCAAAACAGUUCAGUUGAAUUGAUACAGGAAUCGAUAUCACUUUUCUUAAGUUUGUUCGCUAGUGUGAUAUAAUCAUCAGUGGGUUGAGGUGAUUUUAAAAUCUGAUAUUGCAAGGGUACUUCUAUUAACCGCUGCAUAUUUGCUUGAAGUUGUUUUAAAACACACAUUUUAGACUGGGGUUUGUGUGGGAGAGGUAGAUAAUAGCCAGGGAGGAUCAUCGUUUGUUGGGAGGGAGGUGGGUGGAAUUAACCCUUGACAUUUGAUGCAGCCAUUGAUAACAUGACAUUUGAGAUUAAAAGAUUUAUUUUUGACAACAAAAUAAUAAAAGAAAAUCUGGAAAAGGCUGGCUCUGAGAUUCAGCCAUGGAUCAGUUAUCAUCUCAUUACACAAUGAAACGGGUACAAGAUUUAUAAGACCGGUUUCUGAUCUAAUUUUCCAACUUGUUAAGCAUAAAGCAUCACUUGAUUGAAACUGGGAUAUUGCAAGCCUUUUUUUCAUAUUUCUUGCCUCAAUGUAUGAACAAUUUUAAAUCUGUACAUUCCAAUGGGAGGAAAUAGAUUUUAUUUUUUGCCUGUAAUUAAGACUGUAAAUAAAAAUUGGCAUGUUCAAGCUCUA
Molecule: messenger RNA, 8183 nt
Organism: Leucoraja erinaceus (little skate)
Lineage: Eukaryota; Metazoa; Chordata; Chondrichthyes; Rajiformes; Rajidae
Gene: irf8
Product: interferon regulatory factor 8
Exons: 9
Coding region: 2780-4081 (433 amino acids)
Biological process (GO): immune system process; regulation of transcription by RNA polymerase II
Cellular component (GO): nucleus
Molecular function (GO): RNA polymerase II cis-regulatory region sequence-specific DNA binding; protein binding; DNA-binding transcription factor activity, RNA polymerase II-specific
Source: RefSeq, a predicted model, not a curated record